AGACCUUACGACACUGGGAUUCUGCUGAUUGGAGGGGAGUACUUUUGGCUGCCCCCCAAGAGGGCGUCAAUCACAGUCACGAGUACGUGUACACAGCAAUGCACACUUAGUAACUUCAAGGACUCGGUCAACAUCACCUCGGCCUGGAACCACAUGCAUUACGCUGGUGAGAGCACAAAGGGACCGGGUCUUGUUUCCCUGAGAACAUAUACAAUUUGUUAAUUAAAAUUUUAUCUUUUUUUUUUUAAAAAGGCGAUUACUUGAACUGGUCUUAUUUCUUCUAGGCCGACAGAUGAACAUCCAGCUGUUCCGAAACAAUUCCUUUUUGACGAAUCUGACCAAUGAGAUGGCGUACAACUACGACAGCCCCCAAGUGAGAACCUUGUAA
Messenger RNA from Lymnaea stagnalis (great pond snail), 388 nucleotides. The record is from the annotation of a GenBank genome assembly. NCBI's taxonomy places the organism in Eukaryota, Metazoa, Mollusca, Gastropoda, Lymnaeidae.